Messenger RNA from Cornus florida, 1367 nucleotides. RefSeq names its product vesicle-associated protein 1-1-like. Gene Ontology annotation, cellular component: plasma membrane; endoplasmic reticulum membrane. The transcript has 8 exons. Bases 305 to 1012 code for a protein of 235 amino acids. Gene Ontology annotation, biological process: endoplasmic reticulum membrane organization. Lineage: Eukaryota; Viridiplantae; Streptophyta; Magnoliopsida; Cornales; Cornaceae. The record is from RefSeq and is a predicted model, not a curated record.
GCUACACUGAGCACAUGAUGUUAUGCAAAACCAGCGCACACAGAAUUAAAAAAGAAAAAGAAAAAUUGUACCGUAUUAAAACACCACUCAACAAUACUCAUAAAUUUCUCUUCAUUCCCAAAGUAGUAGUACCAUCGUUUUCUCCGUUUAUGUUGUUGUUGAAUUGUUUUCAGAAAACACUUUAAAAAAAACUCCCAUUUCUCUUCAGAUAUUUUCGGAUCUCCCUCAAAUUUGCUUUCUCAAUUCAAAAACAACCACUUUUCACGUUUCAUUCAUCUCUGUCCCGAAGACAUUGCUUCGAAAAAUGAGCACAGGCGAGCUUCUCAGCAUCGAACCCCUCGAGCUCAAAUUCCCCUUCGAGCUCAAGAAACAGAUCUCUUGUUCGCUUCAAUUGUCUAAUAAGACCGAGAAACCCGUUGCAUUCAAGGUGAAGACUACGAACCCGAAGAAGUAUUGUGUCCGACCAAACACCGGGAUUGUUUUGCCGCGAUCAAAAUGCGAUGUCAUAGUUACUAUGCAAGCACAAAAGGAGGCGCCUCCUGAAAUGCAAUGCAAGGACAAGUUUCUCCUGCAAAGCGUAGUAGCUAGCCCAGGGACAACCCCAAAGGAAAUUACCCCAGAAUUGUUUAAUAAGGAGGCUGGACAUGUUGUUGAGGAGUGCAAAUUGAGAGUGAUUUAUGUUUCUCCACCCCAACCACCAUCGCCAGUUGCAGAGGGAUCAGAAGAAGGCUCUUCACCAAGGGCAUCCUUGACGGACAACGGGAAUUUGAUUGGUUCCGAGGUUACGAAAGCAUUUGUCGAGGCUCAUGACAAAUCUUCGGAGGCAAGAGCUCUUAUUUCAAAGUUGACCGAGGAGAGGGCUACUGCAAUUCAACAAAGUAACAGGCUUCGUCAGGAACUGGAACUCUUGAGGCGUGACAGCAACAAAAGUUCUGGUAAUGCCUCGUUCAUGUUUGUCAUCAUUGUCGGGUUGCUUGGCAUCAUUUUGGGGUAUCUCAUGAAGAAAACAUAACCGUUAAUCCGGUUUCGUUCAUGUUUGUCACCAUUGUCGGGUUGCUUUGGCAUCAUUUUGGGGUAUCUCAUGAAGAAAACAUAACCAUUCAUCUGGUAUUCAUCUUUUGCCUUAAAUUUUUCCCUACAAUUUCUGUGUACUCCACCAUAAAAAAUAAAAAAAAAACAAUGUAGAAAAGAGAGGAAAUUCAGGAGGGGAGAGGGUAGUGUUUUUAUUUAACUUUGGGGCAAAAGAAAAAAUGUUUAGGUGGUAUAAUGGCCUUUGUAGUUAUUAAAAACUGCAAACUAUUGUUUUGGUGACUCAUGCUUCGUUAACAUGCAUUCUACUGGUAAUUUAAAGAUUUCUUCUUUGUUUC